Radiomyces spectabilis is the source of this 2200-nucleotide messenger RNA. RefSeq names its product kinase-like domain-containing protein. The transcript is spliced from 3 exons. NCBI's taxonomy places the organism in Eukaryota, Fungi, Mucoromycota, Mucoromycetes, Mucorales, Radiomycetaceae. The record is from RefSeq and is a predicted model, not a curated record. Gene Ontology annotation, biological process: intracellular signal transduction; protein phosphorylation. Gene Ontology annotation, molecular function: protein serine/threonine kinase activity; ATP binding. The coding region runs from base 183 to 1859 and encodes 558 amino acids.
AAAAAAAAAAAAAGGCAACUUGCGUGGUGUGAAAAAAAAAAAACCGACCAUUCAAAUCGUACCAGUUAAAAAACCCUCUUUGCUCAGUUUGUUCUUUUUUUUCUUCUUCUCUUUUUCUUUCUUUUACUUUUGUUUAUUUGUAUACCUUUUCUUUUACAUCGUUCUGCUAUAUCAUCGUUUGGAUGCUCCAUCUUCAGCAGCGGUACAGUUUGAUCACGCCUGAUAGGUCCACUCCUUCGAGUCCCACCCUGUCACCGGCAGUUGUCACACAUACCACUGCAACGAGUGUUCCGCAACGUCACUCCUACGACCAGUCCAUGGUGGAUCUGACCGAACUGUCCAGACUCCUACAGAAAGCUCAAGCCAAACCGGCCAGACCGCGUUCUCAACUUUUCCAAACUUCCAAACCGCCUUCACCCACCUCCUCGGCCUCGUCCUCCUCCAGUUCUCCGCAACCAACCAAUACCAAAUCCAAUCCAUCUCCCUUCAAAUUACCCAGCAACAAUCCCCGCCCUCCAAUCACCCACCGUCCCGCCAGCACCGCUUGUUCCACUCCUUCUCAGUUCAUCUUUAAAAAGCCGGAGUACGAUCACCAAUACCAUCAGACUCACUUUCACCGUCAAUCCAGUCAGGACCGCAAGGAUUUCUUAUUGGCAUGGUCCGAUCUGCGCCGAUUUUUUGUAACCGAAUCCACCCAUCCUCCUCGUGCCCCCUCUCCUUCUUCAUCCUCCACCUCUCAGCAACGCACUCCUGAAGAGGAGUUGAAACGAUCUGACAAUUUUGCUAACCAAUUUCGUCAAAACAUCGGCGGUCGUUAUGGCACUUGGGGACGCUACAUCGGCAAGGGCGCAGGAGGAUCGGUCCGCUUGAUACGCCGUUCAGCCGAUCAAAAGACAUUUGCCGUCAAACAAUUUCGCAAACGGUUGCCUCACGAAAGCGAAAAGGACUAUGUGAAAAAGGUGACGGCGGAAUUUUGUAUUGGAUCAACAUUACACCAUCCCAAUAUCAUCGAAACCUUGGACAUCAUUCAAGAGGGCCCGCAAUUUUAUGAAAUCAUGGAAUAUGCUCCCAAUGAUCUGUUCAACGUCGUCAUGAGUGGUAUGAUGUCGCGCGAAGAAAUUGCAUGCUGUUGGCGUCAGCUCCUGCAAGGUUUAGAAUAUCUCCACAGUAUGGGCAUUGCUCAUCGCGAUCUCAAGCUUGAUAAUCUCGUUCUCGAUCACAUGGGCAUCUUGAAAAUCAUCGAUUUUGGAUGCUCCAGUGUAUUCAAAUACCCAUUUGAAGAUACCGUCACAUUUUCCAAAGGCAUCUAUGGCUCCGAUCCUUACAUCGGUCCCGAACAAUAUACCCAACCCACGUACGAUCCAAGACUGUCAGAUGUAUGGUCAUGCGGUAUUAUCUUUGUUUGCAUGACAAUUCGUCGUUUCCCUUGGCGUUAUCCUCGUUGCUCGGAUCCCUCGUUUCGCGCCUAUGCUACCAAUCAGAAUCAACAGCAGUUCAGGUUGUUGAAAGUUUUACCCCGCGAAGCAAGACCGGUCAUGGCCGGUAUUCUCGACAUUGAUCCUAAACGUCGCUCUACUUUGAGUACCGUGCUAGCCGACAGCUGGGUUCAAGAAAUCGAUGUUUGCAAUGUGUCUCACCCUGGCCAUCGUCACGUUCAUCAUGUCUUGGUCCCGCCUUCCCAGAGUCACCAGCGAGAUAAUCUCGUAGUAGUCACCCCUGAACCACCAGGCGUCGUAGCAGAAAAAGAGAAACGCAAACGCAUGAUUCAUUCCGUCUCUCCCAGUCCCCUUGCCAAUAGUCGACCAGCCUCUCCUGCCGGUAUACCAAAAACCCCAGUAUCCGAAAAACCUGCAUUCUAAUACCUUUUCAUCAAACACUAUCCCCCACAACCCCAUCAUCGAUGAAAAAAAAAGAACCUAAAAAAAAGAACCUAAAAAAAAGGACAAGAAAAAAAAGCAGUAAAAAUUCUUCACUGUAUUCCCAUUUCAUCUUGUAACAUAAAUGCUUGCGCAGCGUUCAUUUUUCAUCAUUUACAUCUUAUUCAUUUUCCCAUUCUUAUCCCUUUUUUCUAUUCAUCGAUUCAACUAUUUACUUUAUAUAAAAACAUCAUUUUUUUAUGCUUUACCACUUAUUUACCUGCUUGCUUAGUAUAAAAACGAUCCGUAGUGUAUAAAAAAAAAAGCAAGUAGUCUACCAUGCU